Messenger RNA from Abrus precatorius (Indian licorice), 837 nucleotides. Its product is annotated as myrcene synthase, chloroplastic-like. The coding region runs from base 1 to 837 and encodes 278 amino acids. The record is from RefSeq and is a predicted model, not a curated record. Gene Ontology annotation, molecular function: terpene synthase activity. Lineage: Eukaryota; Viridiplantae; Streptophyta; Magnoliopsida; Fabales; Fabaceae. The transcript has 3 exons.
AUGGCUCUUUCUUCACUCCCACUUGGCUUCACUAAAAUGCUUCUUCCUCUGCAAAGCAAGUCAUAUCCAACUCCUCAAUGCAAGCCAUUAUCAAAUAAACUUUCUAAUAACUGUCAAAGAAAUCUUCGUCGAUCUGCCAAUUUCAAACCUUCAAUUUGGACUUACGAUUAUAUUCAAUCCCUAAGCAGUGAAUAUAAGGAAGAAAAGUACAUAGAGCAAGGGAGAAUGCUAAGGGAAGAAGUAAGGACGAUGCUUGGAAGACUGGAAAAUCCACUUGAUCAACUUGAGCUUAUUGAUGUAUUGCAAAGGCUUGGAAUUGAUUAUCAUUUUGGCAAUGAAAUAAAAAAUAUAUUGGACAAUGUUUACCAUUCGGAUGCAUUCAGGAGAGAGAAAAAUUUAUAUGCCACAGCACUUGAGUUCAGACUCUUAAGGCAACAUGGUUAUGAUAUCUCUACAGAUGUGUUUGUUUGCUUUCAAGAUGAAGUGGGUAAUUUCAAGAAGAACCUAUCUGUUGAUGUUGAGGGAAUGCUAUCACUUUAUGAAGCCUCAUUUCAUUUAAUGGAAGAAGAAAGUAUAUUGGAUGGGGCAAGAGAUUUCACCUCACAAUUUCUAAAAGAAUAUUUGAAUCAAAAUAGAGGUGACCACAUUUCACUUUUAAUCAGUCAUGCUUUGGAGUUUCCAUUACAUUGGAGAAUUCAUAGAUGGGAAGCUCCGUGGUUCAUCAAUGCAUAUGAAGGAAAGCCAAACAUGAGUUCUGUUUUACUUUUGUUAGCUAAAUUGGAUUUCAACUUUCUUCAAGCUAUCUACCACAAUGAAUUGAAGUAUACAUCAAGGUGA